UAAUCAGCUGGCACCUGUCACUUUCUGUGUAACGAACCGCGUUGUAGGUUAGGUUACGUCUUUGCAAAAAUCUGAUCCAAAAAUAAUUUUGUGAUAAAAUAGCCUUUUUAAAAAGGUUUCAAGCAAAUCAACGAUGUCGCUCCUAACCAGAAACGUAUGCCGUGCGCUGAUGCAGGGAACCUAUAUGACCCACAUGGGUAAAGGUGUUCACACAACUUCGGUAAACGCAGACAAAAACGUAUGUUACGCCCCACACAGUAUCAGCACCUUGCAAUCGAGUUCGACAGAGGGUCGCAUCAAGUGCACCUUGAUUCCCGGCGAUGGUGUCGGCCCUGAGUUGGUCUACUCUGUACAGGAAGUUUUUAAGGCGGCUGACAUCCCAGUGGACUUCGAGUCGUUCUUCUUCUCCGAGGUGAACCCCACGCUCAGCGCACCGCUGGAAGAUGUUGUCAACUCCAUCGCUAGGAACAAGUGCUGCAUCAAGGGUAUUCUCGCCACCCCAGACUUCUCCCACACCGGAGAGCUACAAACCUUGAACAUGAAGCUCCGUAACGCCUUGGACUUGUACGCUAACGUGGUACACGUCAAGUCAUUGCCCAACGUGAAGAGCAGGCACCGUGAUGUCGACUGCAUCAUCAUCAGAGAACAAACUGAGGGAGAAUACUCCGCGUUGGAACAUGAGAGUGUACCUGGAGUAGUAGAGUGCUUGAAAAUCAUCACGGCAGCUAAGUCGGAGCGUAUUGCAAAGUUUGCCUUCGACUACGCUGUAAAAAUGGGACGUAAGAAGGUCACAGCCGUACACAAGGCUAACAUCAUGAAGCUUGGAGACGGACUGUUCUUGCAUGGCAAAAUUAUACCCGCGUCUCCAAUUCGAGAAGAUGAUCGUGGACAACUGCUCCAUGCAGAUGGUAUCGAACCCCAAUCAGUUCGAUGUCAUGGUGACCCGAAUCUGUACGGUAACAUUGUAGACAACCUCGCCAGUGGCCUGGUCGGCGGAGCGGGAGUCGUCGCCGGCGCAUCAUACAGUGCUGAGUGCGCUGUCUUUGAACAGGGAGCCCGUCACAUAUUCUCAGGCGCGGUGGGUAAGAACAUUGCUAACCCGACCGCCAUGUUGCUUUGCUCCGCCAACCUACUGGCACACGUCAACCUGCACCCAUACUCCAGGAUGAUCAAGAAUGCCAUCAACAAGGUAUUGACAGACGGUAAAGUAAGGACAAAGGACCUUGGAGGACAGUCCACCACCAAAGACUUCACCAACGCAGUCAUCCACUGCCUCACAUAAACCUACACUGUCUAAUAGAACCAAUGAAACAACAAUACUUAGUACACUUUGAACUUUAAUACUUGUAGUAUUAGGUUCAUUAUUUAUUGACAGAAAAAUUCAUUUAAAGGCGUGAUUUGGGUUAAGGGAACUCUUUGGAGUUUGUGUGAUAGUCAAUUUAAUGUUAUUGAGUAAUGUUUGGAAUCUUUGUGACGUCACAGUAUACGUCGCUAAUCGAAUACAUUCGAAAUAUAUUAUAGAA
This is a messenger RNA of Spodoptera littoralis (African cotton leafworm), 1523 nucleotides long. Lineage: Eukaryota; Metazoa; Arthropoda; Insecta; Lepidoptera; Noctuidae. The record is from the annotation of a GenBank genome assembly.